AUGAUAAGUUCAUAAUUUUAAUAGGAAGUUUUUGAAAAAAUACAAUAAGAUUCUGAAAAUUAGUUUUGUUUCGAGUGUGGAAACAAAUCUAAUGCUUGGGCUUCUGUAAACAAUGGUAUUUUCUUGUGCUUAAACUGCUCUGGAGUUCAUAGAGGAUUUGGCGUUAAUGUUUCAUUUAUUAGAUCAGUUGAUAUGGAUUCAUGGUCAUAAUCUCAACUCAAUUUAAUGCUUUAAGGAGGAAAUGCAAAAUUAAGAAAAUUCUUUGAAAAGUAUAACCUUCCUAAAGAUGCUCCUAUGGAUUUUAAAUACAAAACCAAAGCUGGCAUUUAUUAUAGAGAAAUGCUUAAGUGUAUUGCAGAUGGUAAUCCUAUACCUGAACCACCAUCAUAAGAAGAAGCCCUAGAAUUAGUUUCAUUUUAAAAUCCAAAUUUCUUAAAUAAUAUGAAAAAUAAUUAAGGAAUAAGUAAUUCUUCUUAACAAAGCAAUCAAGAAAAGGACGAAAUAGGUCAAGCAGUUGAUUAAGUUAAAAACUUCUUUUCUGUAGCUUAUCAAAAGACAGCUGAAGCAACUAAAGCUGCUUAUAAAAAAGCUGAUGAAAAAUAUCAUGAUCCUGAUUUCUAACAAAAGUUAUAAUCGACAAAAGAAAAGAGUGCAGAAGUUGCUAAAAAAGGCUAUGAAACAGUCAAAAAAGGUUUAUUUGGUGCUUUCAGUUUUAUUAAGAACAAAGUUGAUUCACUUUCAGAAGAUUAAAAAUAAAAUUAGGGUCAUUAGUAGUAGUAAUAAUAAUAAUAUAAUCCAUAAAAUCACGAUUUAAAUUGA
Messenger RNA from Tetrahymena thermophila SB210, 819 nucleotides. Its product is annotated as ARF GTPase activator. The record is from RefSeq and is a predicted model, not a curated record. Gene Ontology annotation, biological process: COPI coating of Golgi vesicle. The transcript has 4 exons. Gene Ontology annotation, molecular function: GTPase activator activity. Lineage: Eukaryota; Ciliophora; Oligohymenophorea; Hymenostomatida; Tetrahymenidae.